Messenger RNA from Striga hermonthica, 522 nucleotides. The record is from the annotation of a GenBank genome assembly. NCBI's taxonomy places the organism in Eukaryota, Viridiplantae, Streptophyta, Magnoliopsida, Lamiales, Orobanchaceae.
AUGGCUGACCAAUUGGCCUUGGCCAAAUCCGCUGCAUGGGCUUGGCUUCAACACGGACCCGAAUCCAACGGCCGGCUCGUCCGCGAACACGACGCUUCGAGGCCGAAAAUCGAGCCGAAACCAUCAAGGUACAAGCUAGAAGUCCUAAGAAAUAAUGUACAAGAAAUAGAGUACAAUUACAAUUCGAAAUCGCCUAGCGUAAUAUCAUUAACUAGUUGUAGUCGUAAGUCUGGUCAAAAUUCGCUUCUCGAUAACUAUGAGAUCGAGAGGAUAUCGAGACAUCUCGAGCAUUACAUCGAGUCGAGUCACGCAAAGCAAACCGAUCGAGUUUCCAAUAAGUUAGUUGUCGGCCAGAAGAAGAAGAAGAAGAAGAAGAAUACUACUCAUGCGAAAGGGUUCGUGUCGUGUGGCUCGUCGAGUGAUGAUGUGGCGGUACAAAGGCCGCGGCCGGAAAAAGCCCGUGUGGCGGUGGUGGAUGUCGCCAACUGUCGGCCGUGGCCGUGGGGCCGCGUGUGGGCCUAA